AUGGCUGCACGGCAUCCAAUUCCCAUCACGUUAAAUUCGUGUCCCAGUGCUGCAAGUUGCAUUUGGUGUAUUUAUUUGAUUAUAUCCAUAGUGUUUAUUAAAGAUUAUGAAUGCAAAGUGACAUUGGCUAAGCGAAAGAAGCAUCAUGAAGAGUACGACAAUCGGGCAUGGCGCCCCGCUCUACCCUUCAUAGGGGCUUCGUACUCUUACAAUCUGAUGGGGCAGGGUGGGGGCCACAGAGACUGGGAUAGCACUCAGUUUCAGGAUAAAGCGUUAGAUAAUGUUUUCAAGAUGGGGCGGAAGCGUGAAGAGUUGGGCACGCUGUGGAGUGGAGAUACUGUAUUACAAGAAGAAUGGCAUCCACAUUGGCAGUUGCAAGUCUCGCUUAUCGCCCUUGUUUGUGGUUUAGCACUCUUUCUUGUGGUUCUGAUCUGGUUGAAGAAUCAAAUGUCCUCAUCAUCUUCGACAGGAAGUGAUAAAGUAGAGAUUGGAGACGAAAGUUUGUCACAUUCCGAGGGUCAGUGGAUCUAUCAUCCAGUGAUCAAACCAGUGACUACGGAGCAGUGUGAGAUUCUGCCCAUCAUUCCUCAUCCGCCGCAUGCUACCCGUGCCAUUUUGCCUGAAGUAAUGACUGCUCAUAAUUUAACCGAGGAGAAAAAAGAGCCGAUUAGGAUCAAGGCGAAGGGGCUUCUAGAACGGAGGGGCUCCAGUGCCAGCUUGACUAUUGACCUUCUACACCCGAGUCAAGAGAACCUGAGUGUUACUCCCACCCGAGAGUGCACUGCUGAAGAGUAUUUGCUGUCAGUUGGUAACGUACUGAGUCGAGGACAGCUGAGGAACUGUUUGAAAGACGCGAGAGCUCUGCACAAGGAGUUCUGGGAUCUUCCAUUGAACCAUCCGGAGAAGAUAGAGAUAACCGGCAGUAGUGCCAAAAAUAGGUAUCGGACAAUCAUACCCAAUGAGAACACAAGAGUUCAUCUACCAUUGGAACCACCCAGUGAUCCUCUCUCUGGGUACAUCAACGCCAAUUAUAUUAGGGGUUACGAUGGGGAGGAGAAGGCAUUCAUAGCCACUCAAGGUCCGUUGACCAACACGGUGGUUGACUUCUGGCGGAUGGUGUGGAGCGAACACUCGCCCGUCAUUGUGAUGAUCACCAAGUUGAUGGAGAAGUCACGCUCCAAGUGCGAGCUGUACUUCCCCAUCGACCCCGGCGCAACGGAGACCUACGGAGACAUAUCUGUCACCGUGUCCUCCAUCAUUGUCAAGGAUGGAUAUGUCAUCCGUCAUUUUAUAAUGCAGAAAGAAGACGAAACCCAACGAGUAACACAUUUCUGGUUUGACUCGUGGCCUGACCACAAAACUCCUGCCAAUGCUCACUCGCUGCUCUGCCUGGCUAAGGAUGUUGAGUCGUACAGGUUCAGAGACACUCAGAGAGGAAGUACCUCUUCCUGGCCACACUCGCCUAAACCUGUCAAGUCUGAUGGUACAAAGCAUGAAACUGAUUUGCUUUCACCCUGUCCAGAAGCAGCAAGUCCUCAGUCCUUAAAGGAAACCAGUCCUGUUCUCAACUUUGGCCGGCUGGAAUUUAAAGAAGAUGAACCCGAGAAAGAAUUGCGAAGUAGUCCUAAGAGUGGUGAUGAAAAUCUUAUUGUUUUGGCUCAAGAAGAUGUAACUGAGCCUGUCCAGAUAUCAUUGAAGCCUACUGUUGAAGCUCUUAAUCUGGAAAUUUUUAAGGAAGUAGAUGAAACCGCUUAUAAGAUUGUACCGGUUUUACCUGCAGAUAAAUUGAACAGUCCUACAUUUUAUGACAGGUCGUUAUAUUCUAAUGACGAUGUUUUUCAAGUAGGGUCUCUUCCACAAAAGAGUCCCAUUCAGUCCCGGGUUCAGUUAGAAAACAUACGUUCGAGAUCGGUGGAAGCGCCUUCGAGUGGAUCCUUGAAGUCGGAUUCGAGUCAAGAAAAAAAAUCCGCCCCUGGGGAGAUUUUCGAUUUUGAAAAACUGACAAUCUGGCAAGACACUAAUACGAUGUCUACAGAUGAACUGACUUCCUCCGAAGAGAGAAAAAAGUCUUCGGAUAUCAGUGAAAAUUUACCUGAAAGCUUUGAGAAAAAAUUCAAAGGAAUCGGUUGUACGUCAAGUCCCAAUUGGGCUUCGGAAGCGAGUCCUAAUCUUACUCAGAGUUUUGACAAAAGCACAUCUAAGCUGUCUGUUGACAGUCUUAGCUGGGGAGGGUUAGAUGUAAUGAGCCCUAACUUUUCAGAAAAAAGUCCAAACAGGACUCAGUCUUCAAUAGAGAGCCCAGUGACUCACAGCUCUAGUGAUAGCAAACGCUGGCCUAGGAGCUCAGACAGCAGCAAGCAGUGGACACGCAGCUCGCAAGGCAGCUCCGGCUGGGCGCAGAGCUCGGAGGAUAGUCCUCGGUGGUUUGAGAAAGACGAAGAGUCGCACAUACGAACACCAAGAGAUUGGUUUGACAAGAGUCCGCUGUUGAGCAGGCGGUCGCGUGAAGGCUCGGUGAGUUUCCUGUGGAACGAGGUGCCUGCUGCGAGGGGCCCGGCCGCUGGUCCUGUCAUAGUCCACUGCAGUGCUGGCAUCGGACGGACAGGCUGCUUCAUAGCUAUCUGUGUGGGUGUCAACCAGCUGCUGGGUGAAAACAAUGUUGAUAUACUGGGAAUCGUCUGCCGGAUGAGAUAUGACCGUGGUGGCAUGGUGCAGACAGCAGAGCAGUAUGAGUUUAUACACAGAGCUCUGGCAUUGUUUGAGCGAUCUCUGCCAGACCAGUCAGGUGAGUGAACCUACUCUGCUGCGGUAUGAGAGUAGAACCCCCGGGCCGCAGUAGCGCCCUCCGCCACAAUGCCACCACCGCAUUACGUCAUGUGGAUACUUCAUUUAUCAAAUGCUAUUACGUUUCACAAAGGCUAUUUGACUUUUUAAAGUUAAAUUCUCCUUUGUUAGCGUAGCGCAAUAGUAGCGAGUCUUACAGGAUGUGACUCGAUGGAAUCGUUGGGAUGUUUCCGUUACCUCUGACUGUCUAGUUACCUUGGUUCUUGCCUCACGUGACGUAAAUGUCUGCGUACAUACGGACACGUAUGUAUUUUGUAACUGAUUGAAAACUGAUGACGCUUAUAAUAAUAAAACUCGUAGAAUGUUAAGUGUGUAAAUAUGAUGUAUUGAUUUUGGCAGUUUGACACAAGUUAAAUAUUAUUUAUCUUAGACGUUGUAUUAUGUAUAUUCUAAAAUAUGUUUUGUAAUUAAUAUUUUUAUAUGUAAAAUUUACAUAGUUAUUGUUUUGUACUGUUUUGUUUCCUUUUGUUUUAGUUCAAUGUGACAUUUAUUUUCUAGUUAAGUUUAUUUGGUUAGCUUUCUUAAUUACUUAGAAGUAUCAUCUAUUAUGGAAGUCAACUGGUUUAUUUUCUAUCCUCUUUCAAAAGUAAAAAAAAAUUCAAGUUGAAUGGCAUAAUAAAACGUGAGAUGUAAAUUUACUGUUGUAUGUAUACUAUACUUAUAGUAUGGCGCAUAUUAAUAUAGGCUACGCUCAGAAUGUUCCUUAAACAUGAUAUCCAAUGAAAUAAAUUUUGAGUAAACUACUUAAAAAUAUAAACCGCUAUGAAUCGGUAAAUUAUUUAAAAUAAUAAAUAAAUUAGUAGAAUCUUGUUUUAAAACUAAUGGUAAGCAAUCUUGUAAAAUGAUUUUACCAGGCUAACAAAUUUUAAUUUUAACAAAUUUUAAUGAAGUUGACAAAAACCAAAAUAGUUCAAAUCAUGACAAGUUUUUAAUGUCAAACUUUUGGGUUUUUUCCAUAUUGAUAGUAAUAAAAUCAUACCAUACUUGUAUGAUAUGUGUUAAAUCUUUUUCAAUGUGUGUUUUUUUACCAUACAUAAUAAGAGCUCGUUUUCUUGGGUGCAAACUUCUUGGUCUAAUAUUGUUUUCUGUCAUCUAUUAUUACUUUCUACUUAGUAUUGACACAAACAGUAAGAGUUUACGGACAGUUUACCGAUCCUGUUAAGUAUAAACUGGCUGGGAAAAUUUACAUGGCAAUUAUACAUGAACAUUACAACCAGAAUUAUUUUAGGUGAAGAGCUCUUGUGAGAAGUGGAAUAAAACGGUAUAGGCCUAAACAUACAUAUUUUGUAGUGUGGCCAAAUGGUUUCAGGAAAUAUUUAACUUUUUGUGGAUUUUGAAGUGAAUAAGUAGAUGAAGGAAGUAGAUAGCACAAAAUUAAAAGCUUGUUAGGUCGGGUGUCGGCAUCGUAUGAAUCUAAUCGUGGAAUAUUUAAAAUUAUUCAAGUUUUUCAAUAUCAUAAUGAUAAAAAUCAGUAAUAACAAAAGCUGGAAUACUCAAAUUAAUAUAUAAAAGAUGUUUUUAUCCUAAUUAAAACAAGUUCAUAUUACUUUUAAGUAAGUCCUACAACAAACCUCAAUUCAUCUGUACCUCUACACUGAAAUCAACAUAAUUGUGUAAAUACAUCCUGCUCGGUGUUUAACCUUAGACUGAUGUCUUUAAUUUAUAACUUCCAUUCCUUUUGUAAAUGAUGUACUUAAUUUGACACUAAAACCCACAUUGUAUAGAUUAAUCGAGUUGUAGAUAGUCCCGAGGUAAUGUUUUAUGUGUCUUUGCAUUAUUAGUUGAAUUUUCAAAGUCUGAUUCUACGUUUGUGUAGAUCUCUUUUAUAGUAUAGAAAUUUUGUAAAGAAAGUUUACGUAUAUUUUCAGUGCACAAUGGGUGUACUCCCUAUUUUUAUGGUUACUAUUACUAUUAAUUACGUCAGAAUUUUUGUUAUGUAAUGAUAGCGUUUUAUGUGGAAAUGGAUUCAAACUAGAUUAAAAUCAAUGUUAAUUACUAAGUACUAUGAACACCACGUAGCGUUAGAAAGUUAAUGUAAGGCGCAAAUUAACAGUAGUCGUGAAUGGAUGGUAGAACACCAAUAACAUUGUUACUUGUCCUAUAGAGUUCUCAUGUCACAUCGGUAACUUGCACUCAAAUUCUUUAGAUCUUUCUGAUUUAGGUUUGAGGUCCGAAAACUAGAGUAUGUUGCUUUGUACAUUUUGACUACUAUUGCAAUAGGAAAAUCAAAUCCCAGAAAUAUCUGAAGCGUGUGGUUAACAAAUGGCAACAGAAUCAAAUGUGAAAUGUUUGAUCAAAAAGUCAAUCAAACUUUUGUAAUAACUUUUUUUACUGUUUUACAACAUUUUUCCUGUGCUAAAAACCUACUCUUGCCCAUUGGUUUAUAUUUUCUUACGUUAUUAUGGUGCAUAACUCUCAAUUGCUUGUAAAACCACUUUAAUAAGUGUUUUAAUUGAGCAGAAUAAAAAAUGUAUUGCGUGUUUUUUUAGCAGAAUAUUAUAUUGGUUAUUGAUGGUUUGGAAUAUUCUGUAGGAUAAAACUUGUAUGAAUGAUCAACCAACUAAUGAAACCUCAUUAUAAUUUCAAGUUUAUUUUUAAAAUGCAGUAAAAGUAGCCGUAUAUAGUGUUAUAUUUUGAAAACUUCAUCUAAUGUUUUUGUAUUAUAUACAUUUUGUACUUAUCACUCAAGAUUUUUUUAGAGGUCAAAAGAUUUGAUAUCUUAUCACAGUUAAGUCCACUAUGGAUGGGCAUCUUUGUUACAUUGAUUUUUGCUAACAUGUUUCACUUGUGUUUUACUUUUGAGUGUGACAUUUGGUAAAAUUAAGUUUGAAUUGAAGUAACAAUAUUUUGAUGUGUAUAAAAAAUAAUUCUGGUAUUGACUUUUACACUCCUAUGGCAAUUUGUAAUGACUAUGACAAAAAAAUUGAGAGUUAGCACUCUUUAGAACAUAACAAAUGCUACACAUAGAGAUGCUCUAAAUUUGUUAUAUUAAAAUUCAAAUAUUUAUCACUAAGUUGUGGUAUUCUUGGACUGAUUGGAUGGAGUUGAGUUGUGGGAUAAGUGUAGCCUAGUUAAAAACUUUAACAACCAAUCUCAGUUGUGCAAUAUACAAAAAUGAAUCCCUCUCAAACCACUAUAACACUUUCUGUAUAAAGAAAUCAGUGUUAUUGCAUAGUACAAAUUAUAUGUUAUCUUAUGAAAUGUUAGGUUACCAAGGCAGAUCAAAAGUUGAAAAAACUUGAGUCAACUUUUGUAAUUUUGUUUAUUGUGUUUUAUUAAUAAAAUAAUUUAUGUACAUCCAGUAUCUUGCCAAUCAAUGAGAAAUAUAUUGUUUUGUAUCAAGCUCA
Macrosteles quadrilineatus (aster leafhopper) is the source of this 6191-nucleotide messenger RNA. RefSeq lists its product as uncharacterized. The transcript has 10 exons. Gene Ontology annotation, biological process: protein dephosphorylation. Gene Ontology annotation, molecular function: protein tyrosine phosphatase activity. The record is from RefSeq and is a predicted model, not a curated record. Lineage: Eukaryota; Metazoa; Arthropoda; Insecta; Hemiptera; Cicadellidae. Bases 1 to 2793 code for a protein of 930 amino acids.